AUGUCGAAACUAUUCAUCGGAGGACUUGCUUGGCACACUGAGGAUGCUACUCUGAGACAGAAGUUUGAAGAGUACGGUCCCAUUGAAGAAGCGGGUCUAAUGGAGAGCAGAUUCGACGGGCGGACUAUCCGAGUUGACAAAGCCUCCGACACGGGACCGAGGGGCGGCGCUGCGUUCGGCGGCCGAGGCGGAUCGCCUUUCCCGGGAGCCGCUUAUGGCGCGUCUCCAAUGGCCUACGGCGCCCAGCCCGCCGCUGGAUACGGGAUGCCGGGCCAGCAGAUGUAUGCUCCUGCUUAUGGCCGAGGGGGCUACCCACCGCAGCCUUCUUACGGCACACCGCCACCGCAGGGAUACCAAAUGCAGCCCCCUUACGGCUACCCGGACCAGCAGCAACAAGGGCCUCCUCGAUACUGA
Messenger RNA from Neoarthrinium moseri, 414 nucleotides. RefSeq lists its product as uncharacterized. NCBI's taxonomy places the organism in Eukaryota, Fungi, Ascomycota, Sordariomycetes, Amphisphaeriales, Apiosporaceae. The record is from RefSeq and is a predicted model, not a curated record. Gene Ontology annotation, molecular function: RNA binding. The transcript is spliced from 4 exons. Bases 1 to 414 code for a protein of 137 amino acids.